Haemonchus placei is the source of this 1323-nucleotide messenger RNA. NCBI's taxonomy places the organism in Eukaryota, Metazoa, Nematoda, Chromadorea, Rhabditida, Trichostrongylidae. The record is from the annotation of a GenBank genome assembly.
AUGAGUACUUCUAUAUAUAUGGUUUAUUACAGUACGACGACGAAGGAAUCGUUGAAGGAUGUGGUGAUGGGAAAAGUGAUUGAUGUAAAGGAUGUCGUCAAAGCUAAAGUUAUGAAAGAAACUGGAAUGCCAGAAUGGGCGUUCGUAUUUCUUGGUAUAAUCGCCAUCAUCGUGGUUCUUCUCAUAGCAUAUCUGAUCAUCAGAAAACUUUUCGGCAAGAAGCGGCAUGGGGAAAAGAACAAGAACAAAGGCUUCAAAGGAUUGUUCAGCAAAGGAACUGAUCUCAUGGCCGGAAAGGAUGUGAUGGGUGGGAUUCAACAAGACAUGGAGGAAUUGGAGGAGAACAUGGAACAAAAUGAGAAAGCUCAAGCUGAAGAAAAGGAAGAAGUCAAACUUGGACGAAUACAAUACAAACUCGACUAUGAUUUCCAACAGGGACAGCUCUCGGUUACCGUAAUCCAAGCUGAAGAUCUGCCUGGGAUGGACAUGAGCGGCACUUCCGAUCCUUACGUAAAACUUUAUCUGUUACCUGAGAAAAAGAAGAAAGUUGAAACAAAAGUCCACCGAAAGACCCUCAAUCCCCUCUCUGUUACCGUAAUCCAAGCUGAAGAUCUGCCUGGAAUGGAUAUGAGCGGCACUUCCGAUCCUUACGUAAAACUUUAUCUGUUACCCGAGAAAAAGAAGAAAGUUGAAACAAAAGUCCAUCGAAAGACCCUCAAUCCCGUCUUCAACGAGACCUUCAUUUUCAAAGUUGCCUUCAACGAAAUCACUGCAAAGACGUUGGUGUUCGCUAUCUACGAUUUCGAUCGGUUUAGCAAGCACGAUCAAAUCGGACAGGAGAAAAGCCUUGGGGAUAUCUGCUUCUCGCUUCGAUACGUCCCAACAGCUGGCAAACUGACAGUGGUUAUUUUGGAGGCAAAAAAUUUGAAGAAAAUGGACGUGGGUGGUCUUUCAGAUCCUUACGUGAAGAUUGUGUUGAUGCAAGGUGGAAAACGACUAAAAAAGAAGAAAACCUCGAUUAAAAAAUGCACACUCAAUCCAUACUAUAACGAAUCAUUCUCGUUCGAAGUUCCGUUUGAACAGAUUCAGAGCUUCGAUGCCUUUCUACUGCAAGUACCGUUGCAGAAAGUUUCACUUAUGAUCACCGUAAUGGACUACGAUAAAUUGGGAUCAAAUGACGCAAUCGGACGAUGCCUGCUUGGAUGCAACGCUACCGGAGCAGAACUGAGACAUUGGAUGGACAUGCUGGCUUCGCCACGACGGCCAAUCGCACAAUGGCAUACGUUGGGUCCAGUGGAGGAGGAAGGUGGGGAGAAGAAGUAA